Messenger RNA from Sporothrix brasiliensis 5110, 786 nucleotides. RefSeq lists its product as uncharacterized. The coding region runs from base 1 to 786 and encodes 261 amino acids. NCBI's taxonomy places the organism in Eukaryota, Fungi, Ascomycota, Sordariomycetes, Ophiostomatales, Ophiostomataceae. Gene Ontology annotation, molecular function: oxidoreductase activity. The record is from RefSeq and is a predicted model, not a curated record. The transcript has a single exon.
AUGGCCUCCCUCAAAGGCAAAGUCGUAUGCGUCUCGGGCGCCGCUUCGGGCAUCGGAAAGGCGACGGCCAAGCACCUGUUCUCGCUGGGCGUCAACCUGUCCCUGACAGACAACCGCAAGGAGGCCCUGGACGCGGCCGUCGAGGAGAUCAAGACACAGCCCCUGGCCGACGGCGUGUCGGCUGCACCCAAGGUGUAUGCCCGCGUCACGGAUGUGCGGUCGUCGGCCGCGGUCAAUGCCUGGAUUGACGAGACAGUCAAGACGCUCGGCGGCCUCGACGGCGCCGCGAACUUGGCCGGUGUCGUCGGCAAGAACAUUGGCAGGCACGACGUGACGGACCUGUCGGACGAGGAAUGGGCGUUUGUCAACGACGUCAAUCUGACGGGCGUGUUCUAUGCGAUGCGCGCCCAGCUGCGGGCCAUGAAGAAGAUGGGCGGCGGCACGCCGCGCAGCAUUGUCAACGCGGCCAGCACGGCGGGCAUCGCGGGCAACGCCAAGAACGCCAAUUACAGCGCGGCCAAGCACGGCGUGGUGGGCCUGAUGCGGAGUGCCGCCAAGGAAGUCGGCCGCGACAACAUCCGGGUCAACUGCGUGGCGCCCGGCGUGAUUGACACGCCCAUGGUGCAGACGCUCUUCAAGGGGCUGGCGGACGGGAUCGAGAAGAUUGUGCAGGAGGGCCAGGCGCUGGGCCGGCGGGCCAACCCGACCGAGGUGGGCAAGACGAUUGCCUUCUUGCUGGGAGAGGACUCGUCGGUUGUGACGAUUGACGGCGGUCAGAUUUGCUAG